AUGAUGGAACAUAUUCCAUCAAUAUCACUCUCUGGGAUAUCGUUAGCACAUCCACUCUCUAUCUCCACGGGACAAACACUCUCCAAUCAUUUUGGUAAUAGUUCAUCGGCAGUUAGUUCUUCAACCGGUAGUCAUAUUGAACAGUUAGCAGCAGCGGUACAUCAUCAGCAUCAUCAACAGCAACAGGCCCAACAGCAGCAGCAUCAGCAUCAUCAUAAUAGUCAUUUGAAUUCCGCCUCUAGUCUACAACAGAGCGGAGGUAAUCAUUUGACUUUAAAUUCUUUGUGUGGUUUACAAAGUGUUCAACAUUCGACGGCUCCUACAUUGGUCUCGCACAGUAACUCGGUUAGCAGUAGUUCUCAGCAUUUGCAACAGAAUUCUUCAGCUCAUAAUUAUAUAUUACAUCACGCUUCUCAUCCCUCCAGUCACUUGCAAACGGUUGCUACUUCGCACUCCAAUAGCUCGCCCUCACUGCACUCUCAUCCUCUAUCUUCCUCCUCCAGCCGUUCUUUGGCUUCUUUAAGGCAAACAGAUCACUUAAAUCACUCCUCGGCUAAUCACAGCCACUCCUCAACGGCGGCUGAUAACAGUUCCGUAGCAACGUCUUCAGCAAAUUCUUCAGCCAUGGCGGCGGCUGCAGCGGCUCACCUGCAUCACAGUGCCCAAUCAUCGCCCAUGACAAAUUUACAUCAAAAUAUGGGCAGUCUUAUGAAUAGUGGCGGUAGCGCUAGCGAUGUCUUUUUUAGCCUGAUGAUACAAAAUACAACGAAACGUCAAAACGAAGAACAUAUAAAACGUCCAAUGAAUGCUUUCAUGGUGUGGUCGCGGCUGCAGCGCAGAAAAAUUGCCCAAGACAAUCCAAAAAUGCACAAUUCGGAAAUAUCGAAGAGAUUGGGAGCCGAAUGGAAACUUUUAACCGAAGAAGAAAAACGUCCAUUUAUUGAUGAAGCCAAGAGGCUGAGAGCCAUGCAUAUGAAAGAACAUCCCGAUUAUAAAUAUCGACCGAGAAGAAAACCCAAGGCUUUGAGAAGAGAUGGUUAUCCCUAUCCAAUGCCAUAUCCAUCGGUACCAGUAGAGGCUUUAAGGGCAGGCAUAACGCCCAGUUAUUUUGCGCCGGGACCAGCAGCAGCCGCUUAUCAUUUAGGCAGUCAUCUAACGCAAACGAAUCCACCAACAUCACAGACUUCUAUAUCCGGACAAAUGGAAGUGCCCAAAUUUGCUUUAGAUCGCAACUCUUAUCUAAGCACAGCUGCCACCGCCGGAUCUCUUUACGAGUCCUCAAAAGCAGCCCAGGCUAGUGCAGCCUAUAGCGCCUAUUUGGAUCCCAGCGUCUUGACUAAGGCCUAUUUCGAUUCGAAAAUGUAUCAAGAUCGAGCCGCCAACUAUGCCUUUGAUAUAACGAAAAUCUAUGGUGCCCAGCAGCAUAACUCGGCCGCUGCUGCCGUGGCUCAUCAACAUCAUCAGCAACAACACCUGCUUAAUGGUCUGGGCAUAGCCAGUCCUCACAACAACAACAGCAACAAUGCCUCUUCGAAUAGCAACAAUAAUGUAGAUGAACGUGACAAUUCACCACAUUUGGAUACGGGCGGCAAUAGUAGUAGUGGUCCCAUUGGCGUAAUACCCGAUACAAAAUCUCAUUUACACUCACCCAACGACAGCCAAUUAGAAUACUCUCAAUAUGCUCAAUACAACCAAAGUGCAGCAGCAAGUUUUAAUAAUGGCGCAUUAACGGCUGCCGCUUCAACGAAUACCGCUGCGGUUAGUUCGGCCACUAGUGGUGACUUUCGUAGGCCCCUAACAGUUAUAUUUUGACCGCCAUCUGAUGAAUGCGAAGAGCUAAAUCUGUCCAUAACAAACUAGGCUAUAGACGCAUAUACACCCUCAGAAAAACAAAACUUAAAAAGGAUUUCUCUCCCCUUUCUUUUCCUUUUCUAUUUGUUUAAAAAUUUUACAACGAUCGGUGCAAUUUUAUUAAUACAUGGAAAAUCAAAAGUACUUAUAAAUACCAACAACAAACAUUAUAUAUAAUAAUAUAUAUAAAUACUUAAUUAAAUCAUAUAUAAUUAUAUAUAUAUACAUUCCAAACAACAACAACAAAAAUAUAUUAAAUAA
Messenger RNA from Lucilia sericata (common green bottle fly), 2112 nucleotides. RefSeq names its product box A-binding factor (gene Sox21b). The record is from RefSeq and is a predicted model, not a curated record. NCBI's taxonomy places the organism in Eukaryota, Metazoa, Arthropoda, Insecta, Diptera, Calliphoridae. Gene Ontology annotation, molecular function: RNA polymerase II cis-regulatory region sequence-specific DNA binding; DNA-binding transcription factor activity, RNA polymerase II-specific. Gene Ontology annotation, biological process: cell differentiation; anatomical structure morphogenesis; regulation of DNA-templated transcription. The transcript is spliced from 6 exons. The coding region runs from base 1 to 1812 and encodes 603 amino acids.